AUGUUUCACGCACCUCUUCCCGACGCACAGCAUCCCACGCAUCCUCGUCUCCAUGUUCGCGAUGCACGCGACGCACACAUAGUCUUCGAAGCUGUCCGCCAAGGCAUGCUGCAGCCAGUUGUCCGGCGGCUGAACGAAAUGGAGCGGUACACGUACAUUAAAUCUGGCUCUAUCUUCGUCUGGGAAGAGAGUGAGCAAGACUCGGGGCUGAAGAGAUGGACGGACGGGCGUGUGUGGAGCCAGUCUCAUAUGCGAGAGCCAUAUCUGUUCUAUGAUGAGAAGGUGUUAUCCAACGAACAACAAGAUAACAACAACCAAUCAUCACGGUUCGUGCUCACCUGGAGAACGCACCUGAUCUCAAGAGACUCAACCACGCGAAAUAUUUCCAGGAACUCACACCCUACAUAUCGCUUCAUUGAGGGACCGUCGCGCACAUGGACGUCGUCGGCACAGUCUCAUUACGAACGAAGCGACCAUUCUCCGGCUGGCUUGGUGAAACAGGCGUACUCGGCGUGGGUUCGCACUCCGGGUAACGUCAGACCACGAAAAUGGCACCUGACCGCGUACUUCUCCUACUCGGAUCUACCAAAUAUUCCGACGGUGGAUCAAGACCCGAUUUUGCGCACAUUGACUGUGCCAGAGGGCGUCUACCAGAGCGGGAAAACGAAGUCGAGGGGACCUGAUGGGGUUCCUGCCACAUCUACCCCUCUUGCAUCACCAGCGUCGUCCCGGAAUGCGUCUUUCCAUACGGAGGACCACGGCGCACUCCCCCCACUUCCCCUUCCGGUAUUACAUCACCCGCUUCCGGAUCCGCGACAUCGCGUACAUCCACGGGGUCCUGAAGACCAGCGAAUGAUUGGGAUGCUGGACUCCCAACCCAUUCUGUAA
Molecule: messenger RNA, 888 nt
Organism: Sparassis crispa
Lineage: Eukaryota; Fungi; Basidiomycota; Agaricomycetes; Polyporales; Sparassidaceae
Product: cAMP-independent regulatory protein
Exons: 2
Coding region: 1-888 (295 amino acids)
Molecular function (GO): DNA binding
Source: RefSeq, a predicted model, not a curated record